Messenger RNA from Thermothelomyces thermophilus ATCC 42464, 3944 nucleotides. RefSeq lists its product as uncharacterized. The transcript is spliced from 14 exons. The record is from RefSeq and is a predicted model, not a curated record. Gene Ontology annotation, cellular component: cytoplasm. Gene Ontology annotation, molecular function: ATP binding; metal ion binding; pyruvate carboxylase activity. NCBI's taxonomy places the organism in Eukaryota, Fungi, Ascomycota, Sordariomycetes, Sordariales, Chaetomiaceae. Gene Ontology annotation, biological process: gluconeogenesis; pyruvate metabolic process. Bases 292 to 3789 code for a protein of 1165 amino acids.
CGCAAACACCCCACCAUUACCGUCCCCUCCGCCGCUAUUGACUCUUUUUUUUUCUCCCUCCCCCUUGCUUUCCUCGUCUUUCACUCUGCAACUGACCGCCAGAUCGCGCAUCAAUUGACCCAGCAUGGCGGCCAACAAGCCCGUCGUCAGCAACUAUGAGGCCGAGGAAGUGUUCGAGGAGGGGGAUGCCCCCAAGGAGGCCCAGACGGUGCACCGCAUCCGGGCCAACUCAACCAUUAUGCAGCUGAACAAGAUUCUGGUUGCCAACCGAGGUGAAAUCCCGAUUCGUGUAUGUGCGACCCCGAUCUUCACUGCGCCUUUGCGACGGACGUUGAGGUGGCUUGCUCACUCAUCUUUUCGCUCCAGAUCUUCAGAACCGCUCACGAGCUGUCGCUUCACACCAUCGCCGUCUUCAGCUAUGAGGACCGCCUCUCGAUGCACAGGCAGAAGGCCGACGAGGCGUACGUCAUUGGCAAGCGCGGCCAGUAUACCCCCGUCGGUGCCUAUCUCGCCGGCGACGAGAUCAUCAAGAUUGCUCUGGAGCAUGGCGCACAGAUGAUCCACCCUGGCUACGGUUUCCUGUCUGAGAAUGCCGAGUUUGCUCGCAAGGUCGAGAAGGCUGGCCUUAUCUUCAUUGGGCCUUCCCCUGAAGUUAUCGAAGCCCUUGGCGACAAGCUCUCGGCCAGGAAGAUUGCCAUUGCCGCUGGCGUCCCCGUCGUCCCGGGCACCGACAGCGCGGUUGGGACGUUCGAGGAGGUCAAGAAGUUCACCGACCAGUAUGGCUUCCCGGUCAUCAUCAAGGCUGCUUACGGUGGCGGCGGCCGCGGCAUGCGUGUCGUGCGCGACGAAGCUUCCCUCAAGGAGUCCUUCGAGAGAGCCUCGUCUGAGGCCAAGAGCGCUUUUGGUGACGGCACCGUCUUCGUCGAGCGUUUCCUCGAAAAGCCCAAGCACAUCGAGGUCCAGCUCCUCGGUGACAACCACGGCAACAUCGUCCACCUGUACGAGCGCGACUGCUCCGUCCAGCGGAGACACCAAAAGGUCGUCGAGAUCGCCCCGGCCAAGGACCUCCCCACCGAAGUUCGGGAUGCCAUGCUGAACGAUGCCGUUCGUCUGGCCAAGCAAGUUGGACUUCGCAACGCCUCCACCGCGGAGUUCCUCGUGGAUAGCCAAAACCGCUAUUAUUUCAUCGAGGUCAACCCUCGCAUCCAAGUCGAGCACACCAUCACCGAGGAGAUCACCGGCAUUGAUAUUGUCGCUGCGCAAAUUCAGAUCGCCGCCGGCGCAACCCUGGAGCAGCUAGGACUCACCCAAGACAGGAUCACCACCAGGGGCUUCGCCAUCCAGACACGGAUCACCACUGAAGACCCGGCCAAGAACUUCCAGCCUGACACGGGCAAGAUCGAAGUCUACCGGUCCGCUGGUGGAAAUGGCAUUCGUCUUGACGGCGGAAACGGCUUUGCGGGCGCGGUUAUUACCCCACACUAUGAUUCUAUGCUGGUCAAGGUCAUCGCUUCUGGCUCCACCUAUGAAAUCGCACGCCGCAAGAUGCUCCGCGCCCUUAUCGAGUUCCGCGUCCGUGGCGUCAAAACUAACAUCCCUUUCAUUUGCACUCUUCUGGCCCAUCCUGCUUUCAUCGAGGGCAAAUGCUGGACGACGUUCAUUGACCAGACGCCCGAGCUGUUCGACCUCGUUGGCAGCCAGAACCGUGCGCAGAAGCUGCUUGCCUACCUCGGCGACGUGGCCGUCAACGGGAGCUCUAUCAAGGGACAGAUUGGCGAGCCCAAACUGAAGACCGACAUCGUCAUCCCGCAACUGCGUGAUGAAGCCGGAAACAAGAUCGACACCUCGCAGCCGUGCACUAAGGGCUGGCGGCAGAUCAUCUUGGAGCAAGGCCCCAAGGCGUUUGCCAAGGCAGUUCGCAACUACAAGGGCUGCUUGCUCAUGGACACCACUUGGCGUGAUGCCCAUCAGUCCCUGCUCGCUACCCGUGUACGGACCGUCGAUCUGCUGAACAUCGCCCGGGAGACCAGUCACGCGCUUCACAACUUGUACAGCUUGGAAUGCUGGGGUGGCGCCACCUUCGAUGUCGCCAUGCGCUUCCUCUACGAGGACCCCUGGGACCGCCUCCGCAAGAUGCGCAAGCUCGUCCCCAACAUCCCCUUCCAGAUGCUGCUGCGCGGUGCAAACGGGGUUGCGUAUUCUUCCCUCCCGGACAACGCCAUCUACCACUUCGUCGACCAGGCCAAGAAGAAUGGUGUUGAUAUCUUCAGAGUCUUUGACGCCCUGAACGACAUCAACCAGCUCGAGGUUGGCAUCAAGGCUGUUCAGAAGGCCGGCGGCGUCUGCGAAGGCACCGUCGUGUACAGCGGCGACAUGCUCACCAAGAAGAAGUACACCCUCGAGUACUACAUGGAUUUGGUCGACAAGCUGGUGGCUCUCGACAUUGAUGUCCUGGGUAUCAAAGACCCGGCAGGUGUUCUCCGUCCGAGGGCGGCAACGCUGCUCGUUGGAAGCAUUCGGAAGAAGUAUCCCGACCUCCCCAUCCACGUCCAUACGCACGACUCGGCCGGCACCGGCGUCGCCUCCAUGGUUGCCUGCGCCAUGGCCGGCGCUGACGCCGUGGAUGCUGCUACCGACAGCCUUUCUGGCAUGACGUCCCAGCCCAGCAUCAACGCCAUCAUUGCCUCGCUUGAAGGCACUGAGUACGAUCCCGGUCUCAAUGUCCAGCAUGUCCGCGCCCUCGACACCUACUGGUCUCAGCUCCGCCUCCUUUACUCGCCGUUCGAAGCUCACCUCACCGGCCCUGACCCCGAGGUGUAUGAGCAUGAGAUCCCGGGUGGUCAGCUCACCAACAUGAUGUUCCAGGCUUCUCAGCUCGGCCUUGGUUCCCAGUGGCUUGAGACCAAGAAGGCUUAUGAGCAGGCGAACGAGCUUCUGGGCGACAUUGUGAAGGUCACUCCUACCUCCAAAGUCGUCGGUGACCUGGCGCAGUUCAUGGUCUCCAACAAGCUCACGCCCGAGGAUGUCAAGGCUCGUGCUUCCGAGCUGGACUUCCCCGCCUCCGUCCUCGAGUUCUUCGAGGGCCUGAUGGGUCAGCCCUAUGGCGGCUUCCCGGAGCCUCUGCGCACCAAUGCCCUCCGUGGUCGCCGCAAGCUGAACCAGCGCCCUGGCCUCUUCCUCGAGCCCGUUGACUUCGCCAAGGUUCGGAAGGAGCUCGCCAACAAGUUUGGAGGCCCGGUCACCGAGUGCGACGUUGCGAGCUACAUCAUGUAUCCCAAGGUGUUUGAGGACUACAAGAAGUUCGUGGCCAAGUAUGGCGAUCUGUCGGUGCUUCCGACCAAGUACUUCCUCUCCAAGCCCGAGAUUGGCGAGGAGUUCCACGUCGAGCUUGAAAAGGGCAAGGUGCUCAUUCUCAAGCUUCUCGCCGUCGGCCCGCUCUCCGAGAACACCGGCCAGCGCGAGGUGUUCUACGAGAUGAACGGCGAGGUCCGCCAGGUGACGGUUGACGACAAAUUGGCGGCGGUCGAGAACGUCAGCCGGCCCAAGGCCGACCCCACCGACACGAGCCAGGUUGGUGCGCCCAUGGCUGGUGUGCUGGUGGAGCUUCGCGUCCAUGACGGCUCCGAGGUCAAGAAGGGUGACCCCCUUGCGGUUCUGAGCGCCAUGAAGAUGGAAAUGGUCAUCUCGGCCCCGCACAAUGGCGUUGUUUCCCAACUGUCGGUGCGCGAAGGCGACUCGGUCGACGGCUCGGAUCUUGUCUGCCGCAUUGUCAAAGGCGACGCCAAAUGAGAAGAAACCAGUGUCACAUUCAAGCCAGAUUCGUCGCAUCCACAACCCGGUAUUUGCCCCAGUGGGGUGACUAGAAGGUCUGGAUAGCUCGGCUCUCCCGUUUGCACCUGGAAUCUCUGGGGCAGGAUUGAGGGCGGAAGAAACCAGGAUCCAGU